AUGCUCACCACCCUCCGCCACACCCGCCCUCUGCUGCUCAAGUCUCCGCUCCUCACCCAGCGCGCCGCGCUGGUGUCAGUCCGGACAGUCCACCACAAUGCUGCCUUUUCGACAAAGUCGCCUUCGCGCACAGCGAGCCUGGCCAUGAAGCCCGGCGCAUCCGUGCGGGAAUCAGUUCAACAGCUGUCCGCCGUCGCCGUCUCGCCCACUUCGGCCGCACCAGCAUCGCCCUCGCGGACCCUCGAUGAUGCCCAAAAUGCCAUCGCGAAGCUCCCGACCGCCUCGCUCCUCCGCAACUUGUUGAUUCAGAACAUCUCCGCAUAUCCCGUCAUCCUCUCCUUUUUCCUCACCAUCCUCAAACGCCACUCCGACUUCUUUGUCAAGGCCCCCAUCUUCCGCCAUGUCAUCCAAUACUUUUUCUACGCCCACUACUGUGCCGGUGCUACCGGCCCUGAGAUCUCGCGCACUGUUCAGAGCCUGAGGCAAAUCGGCAUUAAGGGCGUCAUCUUGAACUACGCCAAGGAGGUUGACACACCCGGUGUUGCCGGCGAGGGCCAGGAGAAGGCUGCCGAGGUACAGCAACUCCACGAGCAACAAGUGGACCAGUGGCUCGAUGGCACCCUGAAGACCAUCGAAUACGCGCCCGCUGGUGACUACGUUGCCAUCAAGUUCUCCGGUGCUGGCUCCAAGGUCGUCGAGAUGCUCGAGCACAACCAGGAGAAGCCCGACGAGCUCUUCGGCUCCGCGCUCGCCAAGGUCUGCGAUUUGGCGCGCGACAAGGGCGUCAAGAUCCUCGUCGACGCCGAGCACCAGUGCCAGCAGGCCGCCAUCGACCGCUGGACCAUGGACCUGAUGCAGCGCUACAACGGCGGCGACAACAUGGUCAUCUACAACACCUACCAGAUGUACCUCAAGGCCUCGACCGCCGUCCUCGACGGUCACCUCACCCGCGCCGCCUCCGAAGGCUUCAACUUCGGCGCCAAGCUCGUGCGCGGCGCGUACCUAGGCAGCGACCCGCGCCACCUCAUCCACGACACCAAGGCUGCAACCGAUGCUGCCUACGACGCCGCAACCGAGAAGCUGGCAACGUACCACUUGGCGCAGCCGCGCCCCACCAUCAAGGUCGGCAUCGUCUUGGGCUCGCACAACGCCGUCUCGCUGCGCAAGAUCCGCGCCAUCCGCCACCAGCAGGCCCUUGCCGGCCAGCCUGUGGCCGACGUCGUCUACAGCCAGCUCAUGGGCAUGGCUGAUGAGCUUUCCCUCUCGCUGACCACGGCCGACAAGGAGAACGGUCUCAAGGAGGGCGACUGCGACGUCUACAAGUACGUCACCUGGGGUACCAUGCAGGAGUGCAUCCUGUACCUGGUGCGCCGCGCCGAAGAGAACCGUGACGCCGUCGCUAGCGCUAGGGAUUCGAGGGGUAUCUUCUGGAAUGAGCUGAAGAGGCGUAUGGGCCUUGCCGGCUGA
Molecule: messenger RNA, 1467 nt
Organism: Lasiodiplodia theobromae
Lineage: Eukaryota; Fungi; Ascomycota; Dothideomycetes; Botryosphaeriales; Botryosphaeriaceae
Product: Proline oxidase
Exons: 1
Coding region: 1-1467 (488 amino acids)
Cellular component (GO): mitochondrion
Molecular function (GO): proline dehydrogenase activity; FAD binding
Source: RefSeq, a predicted model, not a curated record